AUGAAUCGUGGCCAAAGUACACCGAAUUCCGUGAAGGAAAAACCAAAAACCAUUAAUCAAUGUUUGUUAGAAGUAUGUUUAUUUCAUUUUCAAUUCAGCAGAAAACAGAAACCAACAACGAAAAAACCAUUGCGUUCUGCUUUCUACUCUAGCAAGAGAGAGAAAAAGCAAGAAUAUAGAAAGAGCGCAACAGGGGGCUCUUUGUCUUGGACUAUAGUAAGUAGAGUACUGCACCACCUUUCUCCUUUUAUUGAUUGAUCUUCACUUUCUCACCUCCAUUUCACUCGCUCAAUUUCUGCUGCAAAAAGCACCUGCCUUUCUCUCUCUUCUUUACUCAUUUUUGAUUUUCCAGUGUACAUUUCUAGGUGUCGUGAUUGUUAGAGUGAGAAAGUGAGAUCAUGGCAGGAGGUGGAGGAGGAGGAGGAGGAGGAGGAGGAGGUCCAGCGAAACCAGAGGAGCCACAGCCACACGCACCGAAGGAGCAGCUACCCGGCAUUUCUUAUUGCAUGACCAGUCCUCCGCCAUGGCAUGAGGCCAUUCUGCUUGGUUUUCAGCAUUAUAUUGUGAUGCUUGGCACAACAGUACUCAUCCCCACUGCUCUAGUUCCACAGAUGGGAGGUGGAAAUGAGGAAAAGGCGAAGGUGAUCCAGACACUGCUCUUUGUUGCUGGCUUGAACACAUUACUGCAAUCACUGUUUGGAACUAGAUUACCUGCUGUGAUUGGGGGAUCUUAUACCUUUGUGCCAACCACAAUCUCAAUUAUUCUUGCUGGACGGUUCAGUGAUGAUGGUGAUCCUGUUAAGAGAUUUGAAAGGAUAAUGCGGGCAAUCCAAGGAUCUCUCAUUGUUGCUUCAACUCUUCAGAUUGUCCUUGGCUUCAGUGGCCUUUGGCGUAAUGUUGCAAGGUUUCUAAGUCCACUUUCAGUUGUUCCUUUGGUAUCUCUAGUUGGUUUUGGGCUGUAUGAGUUAGGUUUUCCCGGGGUUGCCAAAUGUGUGGAGAUUGGACUGCCUCAGCUGCUCAUUUUAGUGUUUAUUUCACAGUAUUUGUCUCAUGUAAUACACUCAGGGGAAAAGGUCUUUGAUCGUUUUGCUGUCCUAUUUUCUGUGGCAAUUGUUUGGAUUUAUGCUCACUUGCUCACUGUUGGUGGAGCUUACAAAAAUAGCUCACCAAAGACGCAAAACAGCUGCCGCACCGAUCGUUCUGGUCUACUGGAUAGUGCUCCCUGGAUAAGAAUCCCGUAUCCUUUUCAAUGGGGAGCACCUUCAUUUGAUGCUGGUGAAGCCUUUGCUAUGAUGAUGGCUUCCUUUGUUGCCCUUGUAGAGUCUACUGGGGCCUUUAUUGCUGUGUCAAGGUAUGCAAGUGCUACUCCAAUGCCACCAGCUGUUCUCAGCCGUGGUGUUGGCUGGCAGGGAGUUGCCAUUUUGAUUUCGGGCUUGUUUGGAACUGUCAAUGGAUCCUCAGUAUCUGUAGAGAAUGCUGGUCUAUUGGCCUUGACUAAAGUUGGCAGUCGGAGGGUGGUCCAAAUAUCAGCUGGAUUCAUGAUUUUCUUUUCCAUUCUUGGGAAAUUUGGGGCGCUCUUUGCUUCCAUUCCAGCACCCAUUAUUGCUGCUUUAUACUGCCUUUUCUUUGCAUAUGUUGGUGCUGGAGGCCUUAGCUUUCUUCAGUUCUGCAAUCUCAACAGCUUCCGAACAAAGUUCAUAUUAGGCUUCUCUAUAUUUAUGGGUUUGUCAGUGCCACAAUACUUCAACGAGUAUACAGCAAUCAACGGUUAUGGGCCAGUCCAUACAGGCGCCAGAUGGUUCAACGACAUCAUAAACGUUCCUUUCCAGUCAGAAGCAUUUGUUGCUGGAUGUGUGGCAUACUUUCUUGAUAACACCCUGCAUUACGCCGGUGAUGGCAGGAAAUAUGGCGGUAAUAUCAGGAAAGAUAGGGGUAAGCAUUGGUGGGACAAGUUCCGAACUUACAAGGGCGAUUCAAGGAGCGAAGAAUUUUAUUCACUUCCUUUCAAACUAAACAAAUAUUUCCCAUCAGUGUGAUAUGUGCAGUGGUCAGUUUCAAAAGGUAAUCUCAUCAGAUAGUUUCUCCCUGUAACAAAAUUGCUCGUCAUGGAUUAUCAUUAUCAUUCCCUGUUUUGAAUUGAAUUACAUGCAAUAGCAGUAUAACAGUCUUCGCUUUUAUAGAAUCAGGGUGCACUAGAACAUUUGUUAAAUUGUACUUGCUGUAAAUCCAGCCGAGACAUGGAUUUGGAGUUGCAAUGAAGUUAUAUUGCCUCUUGCUUAUUCCACUGUCUCUAUCAGCAUAUUUCACCUUUCAUGUGUCCAUGUCUACCAUUGUCCCUACUCCCCACAUUUCAUGGAAAAUAUACACUGAUUAUCAAA
Molecule: messenger RNA, 2378 nt
Organism: Rubroshorea leprosula
Lineage: Eukaryota; Viridiplantae; Streptophyta; Magnoliopsida; Malvales; Dipterocarpaceae
Source: the annotation of a GenBank genome assembly